Molecule: messenger RNA, 2853 nt
Organism: Thlaspi arvense
Lineage: Eukaryota; Viridiplantae; Streptophyta; Magnoliopsida; Brassicales; Brassicaceae
Source: the annotation of a GenBank genome assembly
GUGGCCGCUUCUGCUCGUAAAAUCGCAUUCUCUCUUCCGGGGACUGCGUUUGCGGCUCCGAUCAUCAACACGAGAGAAUCCCCGGAAAAUCCCUGAGAUUCCGACUCCGAUCAUAAUGGAUUUUCAUGAUAGUCUCAGGAAAUGGCUAGUGGUGAAGCAACGUGUAACAAUGGCCAAAGCACAGUUUCAGUUGCUAAGAGGAGUUAUCAGGUGGUCAUAGCAGCGACGAGAGACAUGGGUCUUGGCAUGGAUAUGAAACUUCCAUGGGAUCUACCAAAAGAAUAUCAGUUUUUCCAGGAUGUAACAACGAAGACGACCGAUCCCAGGAAGAGGAAUGCGACUAUAAUGGGAAGAAAGUCAUGGGAAUCUACUCCUCUCGACAUUCGUCCCCUUCCUGGUCGGCUCAACGUUGUUCUGACAAAAUCAUCUAGCCGUCCCGACAUCGCCACUGAUGAGAAUGUGUUGGUGUGUAGUAGCAUGGAGUCGGCUCUUGAACUCUUAGCCACCAAGCCCUACUCCUUGUCCAUCGAGAAGGUCUUUGUCAUAGGAGGCGGCGAGUUGUUAAGGCAUUAUAUGAAUGCACCAAGCUGUGAUGCUAUACAUCUAACCGAGAUUGAUAUAAGCGUGCCAUGCGAUGCGUUUGCACCGAAGGUUGAUACUUCUCUGUACCGUCCAUGGUACUCAUCGUUUCCAAAUGUGGAAAAUGGAAUACGGUAUAGCUUCAACACUUACGUCCGAAGAAAGAACCCUCCCAUUGUUGAGACAGAGGAGCAGUACUCGUUCUUGCCUAAGAUGGUUUUGGAGAGGCAUGAGGAGUUCGGUUACUUGGAUCUUGUUCAAAACAUUAUAUCUGAUGGGGACAUGAAUGACAAUAGCACUCUUUCUAAAUUUGGCUGUCAGAAAGUAUUCUGGCAAGGUGUUGUAGAUGAAAUCCUACAAGUUAUAAAUGGUUCAACCAAUCCCAAGGAAAAGGGCACUAAACAUAUAUGGGACAGUGAUGAGGCUAAAGAAUUUCUUGAGAGGCAAGAACAAGAAUACUGUGGAUUUAGAAUGUUGGUUUAUGCAAACCAAGAAUUCAGUCAGCUCUGUGAUGUUAUAAACAAGAUAAAGAACAAUCCUCAUAAUCAAAGGAUCAUGCUCUCGGCUUGUAACCCCUUAGAUUUCAAAUUAUUAUCUUUAUCUCCUUGUCAGACAUUCACACAGUUCUAUGUGGCGAAUGGAGAACUUUCGUGUCAAAUCUACCAGAGCUCAACGGAAGUGAGUCUCGCGGUUCCUUUCAGCAUCGCUGCAUACUCUCUCUUGACUUGCAUCAUCGCUCAUGUUUGCGAUCUUGUUCCUGGUGAUCUCAUCCUUGUGGUUGGUGAUGCUCAUGUUAAUACAUCUCACAUCAAAACUAUACAAAAGCAGCUUCAAAUCUCCCCAAAACCCUUCCCGAUUCUGAAGAUCAAUCCGGAGAAAACGAAGAUCGAUCAGUUUGAAGCCUCUGAUUUGGAACUCGUAGGGAUAUGACCAGCUGCUUCACAAAGAGAUAUGAACACUAAUACUCAUCAUGUUGGAUUCUAGUUCUAACAUCAAACUUACAGGAAACAUACUUCAUAGUUUAUAAGAUGGAACAAAAUUAUACAAAGAAAAAAAAAAGAAAAGAAAUGCUAAACAGCAUUUUAUGCUCGGGAUUUGAGAUAUUUUUACCCGUAUAUUUACAAACACACAUAUAUAUUAUGUGAAUGCUAUUUGCAUAAACCAAAGUUUUUCUUCUUCUUCUUCUUCUUUUUCCUUGCUUUUCUCUUAAUUACUUACUUUAACAUCUACACAAUACAAAACUCUUCAUCCUUUUGGUUCCUCCUCUGUCUCGCAAUGAAAGACUCGAUCUUGUAUCGGAGUUCAUCAUCAGAAUCAGUUCCAUCAGCAGGUCUCUCCGUCUCCGAUCUCUUCAGUCUUCCACAAGAACGCUUCUUUGAGCCCUCAAGUUUCUCUGACCCACUCCUCUCGUAGCUCUUCCUUGGGCUUUCCUGUUUUUGGGAAAUGAUUUGUCUUUGUCUCUUCACAGUAAUGUCCUUCGUUUCCUUCUCCUCGCCACUGCUCUGUUUCUCAGUCUUUAUCUGUUUCUCUCUCUUAUCUUCAAUGCUCUGUUUUGCCCUGUUCUCCAGCAUGCUCUGUUUUGCUCUGCUCUGUCUCUUAUCUUCGCUGCUCUGUUUUGCCUCGCUCUGUUUUUCUCUGCAUGUCACAUCUGUCUGUAAACUAUGCUCUCUUCUUGAGCUCUCUCGGACAAACUCGUCGUAGAAAUCAUUGCUGUUUCUCCGUGCAUCUGGUUCUUGAUUCGCAAAGAGACCGCACUUGGCGACUAUAGUGAUGACUAUCGCAUUCCCCAAGAGGAAAGCAAGGUGACGGUUGAUGAGAAAACGAGUGAGACCAGAGUCCUCGAACAUGAUGACUAGUUGGUAACAGAGCUUGGCUACUGUAACCAUAACUACAGUUAUCUCGACCACACGGUAAAACAAAUCUAAGAGUAUUUGAACCCGAGACUUCUUCACAACAACCUUCAUCUUUCUUGGUUUAGCCUUUUGGGUACUAAGCGAAUCCAUCGGCGUUGAAGAGAAAAAGUAUUAGCUUAAAACAGUUAAAACUUCAGGUUGAAAUCGUCUUUGAAGAUCGAACAAAGAUGUUGUAGAGCAAAAGAGAAAGUUGAUAUUCAGAUUAUGGUGGAAAAAAAAAACAGAGGAGAGUAUGAGUCUGUUUUUCUCUUUGUUGUUAUGUUUUAAUUUUAGCUUGAGAGAAUGUAGCUUCGCAACGUGAGUGUAUUUAUAAAGAGUCAUUGAGUGCAUUUGCUUUCUUUUUCAGGGCACUAAUCUUCCU